Molecule: messenger RNA, 1218 nt
Organism: Cyphellophora europaea CBS 101466
Lineage: Eukaryota; Fungi; Ascomycota; Eurotiomycetes; Chaetothyriales; Cyphellophoraceae
Exons: 2
Coding region: 1-1218 (405 amino acids)
Source: RefSeq, a predicted model, not a curated record
AUGACCGUCCCAGUAGCAGGCAGAGGACCUCAGGUCGUUGGCGUUUACUCUCUAUUUAUUGCACUGACCACCUUGACCGCCGUCUUACGUGUGUACUGUCGCACCUUCAUUAUCAAGAAAUUUGGAGUGGAUGACUGGUUCGCGGUUUUUGGCUGGGCCAUCUUUAUACUCUUCUCAACCUUCGCGAUCAAGGGCGUGCAUCAUGGUACCGGCCAACAUGCGAAGAACAUUAUACCACCAACCGAAAUCCCAGUCGGAAUCAAGUGGUGGUGGCUCUGCGAGCCUGUAUACGUAUUGUCGAAUAUGUGCAUCAAGGCGUCGAUUGCCAUCAUGCUUCUUCGUCUAACUGUCAUCCGCACGCACCGCAUCAUCAUCUGGAUCACCCUCACGGUCACCGAGCUCUACAGCGGCUUCUUCUUCUUCCUCUUCGUCUUCCAGUGUCGUCCUUCCUCGUAUUUCUGGGAGCAGUACACCGGCGGCACCGGAAGCUGCAUCGACCCUAGCAUCACCAUCAAUGCGGUCUACGCCUAUUCGGCCAUCACUUGCGCCACCGACUGGACCUUCGCGAUCCUGCCGUACUUUCUCGUAUGGAAGCUGCAAAUGAACUUCCGCACCAAGGCUGUCGUGGCCCUCAUUCUCUCCAUGGGUGCAAUUGCCUCCACCGCCACCAUCAUCCGCAUCCCCUACGUCCACACGCUCGGCGACGUUGAAGACUUUCUCUACGCCACCACCGACGUCGCCAUCUGGUCCUGCGUCGAGACGGGUCUUGGUAUCACAGCCGCCUGCCUCGCCACGCUACGGCCGCUCUUCCGCAGCUGGCUCGGCAACUCGAAUCUCGGCUCCAGCCAUGCUCGCCGCCAGGCUGGCAACCCCGGCGCCGCGGCGGGCCUCGAGGCUGGUGGCCGGAAUAGGAAUAUGCGCAAAGGCCGCAGACGUGGCUCAUCGACGGGACUGGAGGAGAUGAAUCUGGGGAUCCGCAAGACCACGCGAGUGAGCGUCGACGAGUUCAAGCAUUGGGACACAGUGGCGAAAGACGUGGAAGAGGAUCGCGAGAGCAACAAGAGCGAGACGAGCCGGACGGAUAUCACGAGGGGGCUCACGCGGCCAGAGAGUGCUGUUUGUCCAUGGGACUCUAGGAAUGUGAUGCCGGAUGGGGAGAGGUCACGAGGCCUAAGUGAGGUGGGAAGUGCGUGGGCAGGAGGAAGGGUGCAACGGUAG